This is a messenger RNA of Tyto alba (common barn owl), 6624 nucleotides long. RefSeq names its product arylamine N-acetyltransferase, pineal gland isozyme NAT-10. Gene Ontology annotation, molecular function: acetyltransferase activity. Bases 115 to 987 code for a protein of 290 amino acids. The record is from RefSeq and is a predicted model, not a curated record. NCBI's taxonomy places the organism in Eukaryota, Metazoa, Chordata, Aves, Strigiformes, Tytonidae. The transcript is spliced from 2 exons.
GGACAACCCUGGCAAUUUGUAUCCACUCCUGGCUUUACUGACUGCUGCCCCAGUAAUAAACAACCCAGAAGCUGAAUACAUCAAUAAGUAAAUACGGCUAUUUUAAGAGGUGACAUGAACCUUGAAGAGUAUUUUACUAGAACUGGCUAUAAAGGUUCCCUUGAAAAACAAGAUUUGGAAACCUUAACUGAUAUAUUCCAGCACCACAUCCGUGCUGUUCCCUUUGAAAACCUCAGCAUCCAUUGUGGGGAGAAAAUUACUUUGGAGUUGGAGCACGUUUAUAACAAAAUUGUGCGGAGGAAGCGGGGUGGCUGGUGCAUGGAAAACAACCAGCUGUUGGGCUGGGUCCUGAAACGCCUGGGGUACGACGCCAGCUUUCUGGGAGCGUAUGUGUUCAAUCCGCAUCAAAACGCAUACGCCACCAUCAUGACCCAUCUCCUUGUAAAGGUAGUUAUUGAUGGCAAAGCCUAUAUUGUUGACGGAGGGUUUGGUGUAUCCUAUCAGAUGUGGCAACCAAUGGAGCUUGUGUCGGGGAAAGACCAGCCCCAGGCUCCUGGCAUCUUUCGCUUCACAGAAAAAAAUGCCAUCUGGUACCUUGAGAAAAUGAGACGGAAACAAUAUAUCCCCAAUCAAAAUUUCUCUAAUUCUGAUCUUCUGGAGAAAAAAGAGUGUCGGAAAGUUUAUAUGUUCAGCCUUGAGCCACGGACAGUGGAAGAUUUCGGUUUCCAGUGCACAUACCUUCAGACAUCUCCAGAUUCCCUCUUUACAAAGAAGUCCAUCUGCACCCUCCAGACCACCGAUGGCUUUCGAGCGCUAAUUGGGUGGACACUCACUGAGACCACAUACAACUACAAGGAAAAUAUGGAUCUGGUAGAAUUUGUAACUCUUGAAGAUGAAGAGGUGGAAAAAACACUCAAAGAGAAAUUCAACAUAACCCUAGAUAGAAAACUUGUCCCAAUUAAUGUCAAAGGAUUUUACACCAUCUAGAUGACCAGAAAAACCUACAAUAAUGCUACGUAUGUACAGCACCAUCCACGGUCUGUGCAAUCACUACUGUAAGAUUAUGGGAUUCUUUUGCAGGUGAUUGAAGGAAAAAUACAUUAAUAUCAGAUUAAAGUGAAUUUCACUCUGGGAAAAAAUCAGGAAUUUAAGACUCUUCUGCCAGGUAGAUAAAAUUAUUUGCUGUGAGAUGACUGCAGUUCAAUUUUUGGCACAAAUGUAGGAUCUGAUUUGAAUUUGGCUGUAAACUUGGGUAAUAAAUAUGUCUGGGGAAUUUUGGAGUGCCUAUAGCACAUAAAUAGGAGUAUGGAUUAUUAAUUGUGAUAUGCUGCCAGCACAUUUUCUAUGGUUAUUAUACAGAGAAAAGUAAUCUGUGAGCAUUUAGACAAUGAAGUACACAUUUAAAACUUCAUUUUUCACAAGAUCUAACCACUUGCAGCUCAUCUCAUUUCUCUACCUUUAAUAUAAGUAAAACAAUGUCAUCUUUGAAAGGAGCAUUAGGAGGCAUAAUUCUUUCACUGUCAUCCUUAGACAAAACAUAGUACAGAAUGAAAAUUAUCAUCAUGUGCAUCCCUUUUGUCAUGGCUGCAGUAAAUUGCCCAAAGUAAUUUUUGGUAUGUGCGUAUUUUCUGGUGAUGUAAAUUGUAUAUAUUGCAGCAUUACUGUGGCUGAUGGGUUUUAAGAUACCUACAAGCCUUGCUGCUGAUAAGUAAUCGCCCUAUGAAGGGGAAUGGUGCUUAAACAUCACAACUGGCUUAGAUUGACUUCUAUCCCAAAAGGGGUAGUAAUUUUGUAUUUUUAGCAUUUCAAGUUUUUCAUAUAACAAAGGCAUAACAAUGAAGCUAGCUCCACUAUACCUGUAAUUUUUCUUGUGUAUAGCAAAUAUGGGAGUCCAUAUGGCUAUCCUGACUGAGUACCAAUUAACACAGAAGCUUCAGUGUCACAAAUGAGUUCAUUCAUCUGUAUCGAAGUGAAAAAAAAAUCAAGAAGCCAACCAAAUCUAAAGGUAUCCCUUUCUUUACAAUUGUUCCACAACCACAUUUCCUCGCUCUUUUUUCUUCCAAAAGGCCCCACAAGGAAGCCACUGAGAAAAGGGAAGCAUUCUCAAAUGCAUCAAAAAAAUAGCAGUAAUAAUAAAAAACACCCUUUCCCGUCAGUCUGUGAUAAUCCUGUGUGUUGGUCAAAUGUUGAUUCCUCCCACUGAUAGUAUAUCUUUUUGCUCAAAGGCAUCAUCUGAUCAUAAAUCUCACAAAUGCUGCAAGUGUAUACCUGAAAAUAAAUAAAGGAAUAUAAAAACAUGAAGAGUUGCUGUAUAUACAGCCUCUGCCCAAAACUGCAUGACUCCUGCACACACCAUUUGCAAAGUAAAUGAGGUCUGUUCGAUCGUGCUAUUGAUCUGCUGGUCAACCCUCCCCACCACAAACUUUUUGAACCAGAGGCCAAUACUGAACAAAUUUGACAGCAGUGUUGGAGAUGGUAAGUUCCUACAGAUUCCUGGAGAAAGAGCUUGUAGGCUGAAGAUGACAACAAUCACCGAAGAGAAGGCCCAGUCGUCACCUCCUCUGGUGGUCCCAGUCUCCUCUGGUGGCAGCUGGUGGCCUGGGCACACACGUACUUGCACAGGGACAGGGAACCAAGGACUGAGUAGGUGAUAGCAGACACAAAGAUCUUACUGAGGUGGGAACACAGUUUUUCUGUAAAUAACGGAACUAAAAGCUUUGUUCUCUAAUUUGUGCUCAUAUUAUUCUCUCAUAUGAAAGCCCCAUUAAGGGUUUUUACCCCUUUCUAAAUGAUUGAUGGAACUGAGGUGUUCCCCGAGACUCCAAGGAACAUUAUGAGCUUCACAAUACUCACCACCUCCAUUCCAGCUGACAGAAAUUCCCAUCUGCUUUCACUCAGGUCACCAAACCAUAUCUCUCUAUGCAAUGAAUAACAGUUGUUUUCCGGUGCUGCUGUCAUUUGCCUUGAGUUCAGUCAUUAACAGACUGGUUAUUUUGCCUCCAUACUUCUCUAGGGAUGUUCCUGUUGUUGCUCCCAGCUAGUUGCUCAGGUUAUGGUGUGCAAGGGUUUCAUGCAGAAUUCUUCUUGGGCAGAAGUCUGCAGGCUCAUACUGGUAUUUUUAACUGUGCCUGCAAUAAUGGGACUCCACCCAGAUACCCCCUGCUACUAUUCAGUUCUUAGUAAAGAUCUGUGGGGCUGCCAGUGUCUGAAGCUUCAACCCUCUCUCUGACUCCAUCUGUUGGUAACUGCUCCGAGUGGGAUUCUUCCUUUCAAUGUCACAAUUAUAACCAGGUCCUCACUGUGCAACAUCAGGUCACACGAAGAAAUGUCAACACAUACAGCUGUGCGGAAGAGUUUCACAGUUUAACUAAAGCUCCACAAAAGCUGAGGAAAGCAGGUUAUUGAGGUGUGAAUGGCGAAUCCAAAACGUCUCAAAGGUUUGAGAUGGGAAUAGUGUAAAAAUAAACAAAACCAAACCAACCCAGAGGACUCAUGCUGGGGUUCCAUUAGCAAGGCAUUAUUGUAUAAGGCAGAUGCUCUCCCAGACUCAAAGAAAAGAAACAAUCAAGACCUUAAAGCAUCAGCUCUCAGAGAAACCUGCAUUCACAUGCAGAAGGGAAACACAGGGCAUUUGACAUCCUUCACUACCACUAUGCUUUAUUAACACUCUCUAAGAAAGGUUUAAUGAGAGACUAAGCUAUUGUGCAGUUUUAGCUGUUGACUGUUUUUGAAAUGAAGCAGAACAAAUGCUUGUAACCCCCCCACUCAGGACUUGUCUAAUUCCAAAUACAAUUUAAAAGUAUGGUAUUCCAAUUAACAAAAAGAUGAGACAAUUUAUUUUUAAGUCUGAAUGCUGAAUAAAGUCCCAGAAUCCCAGCCCAGCUGCCCAUUACACACACACGCAAUGCCCAAUGGCAACAAGAGCCAUCCGCAAUUGAGGAAUUGUGUAAUUGAGCGGCUUAUUAGAAAACAAGAGACAUAACAGAAGAAACACAGUUCAAACUCCGUGGCACCACUGAACAUCCCCCUUCACCGCUCCCAAAGAGUCAAAGUUUAAUCAGCUCAUGCAUUACUAAAGGGAGGAUACAGGAUGGCUCACUUCAGUUGGACUUUGGUCCUGCACUUUUUACAAUCCAACACUAAGCAGAAUAAAAGUAACAAAACAAGAAACAUCAGCACCAAAGAUGAAGUUGUUCUAUACUUACAUGUUUCCAACAUCAGCAGUUAUUACAGAAAUAAACACUGUCAGCCUGUCAAAGUGGGGGACAAAACUUCACAUGACAAGAGACUUGCUUAAACUUAACACUGUGAGCUGUCAGCGAGCACGAACUACAACGUACACUUCGCUUUGUUCGCUUUAACAGGUACCUUAGUGUAACAGGCACAAACACUUGUGGUGUGAUAGCUCUUUACCAAUUAAAUUUUGCAAGCAGCCAUUUUCUCCAACAAAAAUUCUUACUACCUAUCCUAACUUGCUUUUGUUCUCAAAGAAACGCCUUUCCUUUAGAAACAUGACCACGUGUGAAAGUUCUACAGCCUAGGAAGCUGCACAUGAAAAUGCAUCUGCAUUUGAGACACUGUCAGAGCCAAGAAAGCUUGAAUUAAUGUAGGUUCGCAUUAUGAAUAUUUCACCGCUACACUUACAUCUCUGUCAAGAGUAGUUCAAGCACAGAUUUCAUACAGCAGAAUGUUUCUACCCUGGAUAGGAAGCUAGAGCCAGACUGAAAAUACAUACACAUAUAUAUUUAUAAGGUUGGAAAUACAGAUGGGCAUUUCAGAAAAUCCCAUCAUAAAAUGCCUGCUUGUAACUGAGCAAUUAAAGUACAUUUAAAUAAGUCACACAGGGCUGAUUUUUAGUUUUGUCUUGCUCAUAAUAACGCACUAUGAAGAGAUCGUACUAAAAAUUAGUAGCUGGUCUUACUGUAGCAUUUCAAUAGCUCACCUAGCCACCAGCUGAACGUGAACAGCAGAGCAACCAGAUUUGAAGACAAUAAACCAAAAUCUACCAUUUCUUCACAGCUGGCGUUGGGCAUGUUUAGGAAACAGAAGAACCACCCUUAUCCCCUCCCAACGUCCAAAAUAAUGGAUUUUCUAGGAAGCUGUUUAGAGUUCACUCACACUCUUACCCAUGUACCAUGCCACUCACAUUUCCAGCCAUCCCUCAGGAAACGACAUGAAAUUAAGUCCCAGUGUAUGGCAGAAUGCCCUUUAACUGUGCAAAAUCACCCCCCAUUGGGCUGAACAGAACUCCAAUUCAAGAGAGCUCUUGGCAUACAGCCUUGGCAAAAAAAGACUUAACACAGAGUUCAUCUGAGCCACUAAUUGUUAUAAAAAUUACCCAAAAUGUCCUUUGCAUGACACCACCAGAACCUUCUCCAAUCCACAAUCUUUCUGGAAAAGCAAUUGCAAUGACAUCUCCUGGUUUCUGGUGGUUCACUAGAACACACUUUCAACUAUCCAGCACAGCUAUGCAGAAAUUAUCUCUCCACUGAAGAAAUGUGGUCAGAUAGAGAGGAAUAAUUUUCCUAAUAAUAAGCAAGAAAGAAUAAUGGGAUAUAUUCUGAGUUUUUCUUGUGAUGACCAACAAUAAAUCAUUUCUUAGCUCAGGUCACAUCUUCCAUGGGAAGAAAAAUGUCUUGCCAUCAUUAACUUCUUUUCAGCUAGCAAUAAUAUAUGAUCAGGUUUUAAGUAAUUGAACCAGUAGCAUUUAAUUAGCUCUGAAAAACUAUUUCAGAUCAUGAAUCACAGACUUUCCGCCCGUAUGAGGUCCCCUUAUUAGGUUAAAAGUGUACUUCUCUUUCCAUGUGUGAUCCAUCUUGAAUAUCUAAUGAGGUGCUCUUGAUACAUGGAUUAUAAUUCACAUAUCACAAGCAAAAUAUGGCAGACACACAGUCUCUUUCUUUAUAUAACUGAGUUUCAUGUCUUGCUUCACUUUGUUAAAAAAAAGGACUCUCGUGUCCAUAACAGAAUAGCCGCUACUUGCUUCAAUUUAACGAAUUCCUCUUUCUCCAGAGAAUCAAUAUUAAGGAUAAGUAACUUAGAUGUCUAGCUGGGGAAAUGAAGUAAUAGAAAGAAGUAUUUCUCAUUGAAAGGCAGAAUAUAGAGAACUGCUGUAAUUUUAAGCAAGACCACGUUGACAUUUUUCAAUAGGCUCAGAACACUGACUGACCAAAGAGCAUGGUGUUUCCAUUCUAACAUUACUUCAGACAGCUUCAUUCCACACUAAACAGAGAAAGACAGUGCAGUCAACUACUAUCUGGGGACAUCUGUGGCCAGCAGAAAACAGGAUCACUUCUAUGAGAUUGUAUUAAGCAAAAUUUUUACAUUAAAUCAGCUAAACCACAAUCAUUAACCACAAAAAACCCCUCAGUUUUUAUUCAACUUUCAAAUAUGUUUCUGAAGCCAUUAUUAUGUUUUUAUGACAAGAUCUAGAUAAUUAUAAGAUUGGAUUUCUUUUUCUGAAAAAGAGUGAAGAUCGGCAAACAUAUUUUGGAAGACAGAAAUUAAGACUCACAAUCUGCUUAAAGUGUUAAACUGUAAGUGUUGCCCAAUAUUUAGCUUGCUCUAUUAAAAAAAAAAAAAAGAAAAAGUUUUACUACAAACCCCUCUUUUUAAAUAAGCUUU